Messenger RNA from Xiphophorus hellerii (green swordtail), 2423 nucleotides. RefSeq names its product copine-3-like. Lineage: Eukaryota; Metazoa; Chordata; Actinopteri; Cyprinodontiformes; Poeciliidae. Gene Ontology annotation, molecular function: calcium-dependent phospholipid binding; receptor tyrosine kinase binding. The coding region runs from base 63 to 1976 and encodes 637 amino acids. The transcript is spliced from 16 exons. Gene Ontology annotation, biological process: ERBB2 signaling pathway; cellular response to calcium ion. The record is from RefSeq and is a predicted model, not a curated record. Gene Ontology annotation, cellular component: plasma membrane.
CAGCAGACGCGUCACGUGAAAUACGGGAUAUUCAAACGAGUACGAGUGAGCAUGUGAAUAUUAUGCAACCCGUGAAUUAUGUGCACUAUUAUCUUAUGUUUGUGGGUUCGGGACAAGAUGUGGUGACUGGAAGCCGCGGGGAAGGUGGAGGAGCGACCCGGUGUCAAAGUGUUUCUGGUUCCGUCGAUGACAGGAGAACACCGCCCCUCCUACAGCUAGCUAGCCGACCUCGGUUUCUUUCUGCUGGGUUCCCGGAGGACGGACAGCUAGAGAAAAGGGGGGGGAUUCUUGAAGGACUCCCUCGGACAGCGAUGGCGUCAUUUGGAGCACCGCAACACAAGGCCACAGACUGCGUCACCAAGGUGGCGCUCAGCAUCGCCUGCGAUAAUCUGCUGGACAUGGACACCUUCUCCAAGUCCGACCCCAUGUGCGUGCUCCACUUGAACUCAUCGGGUCCUCACUGGUACGAGAUUGGGCGAACGGAGAAAAUCCAGAACUGCCUGAAUCCUAAGUUUUCCAAGAGCAUCGUCCUCGACUACUACUUCGAGGCGGUGCAGAAACUCAGGUUUGAAGUGUACGACAUCGACAGCGAAAACUGCACUCCAGAAGAAGCGGACUUCCUGGGACAGUUUGAGUGCACCUUGGGGCAGAUUGUGUCCUCGAAAAAACUAACAAAACCUCUUGUGAAGAGAGACAAGACACCAGCAGGGAAAGGAACGAUAACCAUUUGUGCGGAGGAGAGAAACGACAACAGGGUGGUGGCGUUGGAAGUUGCUGCCAGGUCAUUGGACAAAAAGGACUUUUUUGGCAAGUCCGACCCUUUCCUGGAGUUUUACAAGCAGACAGAAACUGGAUGGCAGCUGGCCCACAGGACCGAGGUGGUGAAAUACAACCUAAACCCCAUAUGGAAGCCAUUCAAAAUCCCGAUGCAGUCCCUCUGCGACGGUGACGUGGAAAAAUCUAUAAAGAUUGACUGCUACGACUACAACAACAGCGGCUCGCAUGAUUUCAUCGGCUCCUUCCUCACGACACUCUGUCAGAUACAGCAGGCAUGUCAGUCAUUCGCUGCUGAGUUUGAAUGCAUCAACAGCAAGAAGAAGCAGAAGAAGAAAGGAUACAAAAACUCGGGAAUUAUCAUCAUAAAACAGUGCAAGACAGUGAAGGAGUACACAUUUCUGGAUUACAUAAUGGGCGGCUGUCAGAUUAACUUCACGAUUGCUAUCGAUUUCACGGGCUCCAAUGGGAAUCCCAGUUUACCCACAUCUUUACACUACAUCAACCCUCAAGGCUACAACGAGUAUCUGGCAGCGAUCUGGGCAGUCGGUAACGUCAUCCAGGACUAUGACAGUGACAAGAUGUUCCCUGCCUUUGGUUUUGGUGCUCAGCUUCCUCCAACAUGGCAGGUCAGCCAUGAGUUCCCCAUCAACUUCAACCCCUCAAAUCCAUUCUGUGCAGGCAUAGAGGGAGUGAUCGUUGCCUAUCAGCAGUGUCUGCCUCAGGUGAAGCUCUACGGUCCAACAAACUUCUCUCCAAUCAUCAAUCACGUGGCCCAUUUUGGCAGAGAGGCCUUACAGCAGCAAACCGCCUCUCAAUACUUCGUCCUGCUGAUCAUCACCGACGGAGUCAUCACCGACAUGGAUCAGACUCGCAACGCCAUCGUCAACGCCUCGCGGCUGCCCAUGUCCAUCAUCAUCAUCGGCGUGGGAGCGGCGGACUUCAGUGCCAUGGAGUUCCUGGACGGAGACGACGGAGUCCUGCGCUCGGCCACGGGCGAGGCCGCCAUGAGGGACAUCGUGCAGUUCGUGCCGUUCAGGCAGUUCCAAAACGGUCCUCAGGAAGCUCUUGCUCAGUCCGUCCUGGCAGAAGUGCCGGGCCAGGUGGCGGGCUUCUUCAAAACCAUGAAACUGAGCCCACCUCACAGCAACGAUCCUCCCUCUGACCCCCUGGCAUCGGCGCCCCCUAGUGAUGCAUGCUGAGAACCAAACUUCCUCCUAAAAAAGACGAGUCCUGUUCAACUCUGAAGCCUCUUUAAGGCGCGUCAGUAUUUUGAACCUGACCUAACAUGGCUUAUGCCGAGGGAUGGACAUGUUACGGUAUGUUAACACUUUGCCGCAGUUUUAUAUAAUACUCACAUAUACCAGUCUUAGCCUUGUUAAACGAGACAUUUUAUGGCAUUACGCAUAUUUGCUGACACAGUCUUACAGUACUCCUGCACUGUCCUUUAACCUCAUUUACAGCCCUGUUCUGCCUGUGUCACAGUAGAGGUGCAUCACUGCAUAUCUUUCUUCCGCUGUGUCUCCUUUGCCAUGGUUAGAGUCCGUUAAAUCAAAUUAGCCCUUCAGAAACUAUUAAAGACAGUUUUGCUGUAUGAGGAAGCAAACAGUAUCUCAUCUCACCUCAGAGUAGCACACACAGUAAACCAG